AUGGCUACAGCUGCCCCAAAGCCACCCACGCGAACGGUGCGCGCUCCAGACUUGAAGGCUGUCCUGAAUCUGCAGUUCAAGUCCAAGAAGCGCCUGGAAGGACGAGUGAGGUGGUUCGACAAAGAAAAGGGCUUUGGAAAGAUCCUGCCCUUGGAUGCGCGGAGCACGUCGGUCGAGGAGGAAAUCUUUGUGCACAAGAAUCAGAUCGAGGAUGGCCCUGAAAGCGACAACUAUGCAGCACUGGCCCCUGGCGCACUGGUCUCUUACGAGAUGACGACUCAAGAAGAUGGGAAACCGUGUGCUGGGAAUGUGCGGGUACAAGGCUUGGCCCGGAUGGUGCAAAAUGGCUUGACCCAAGCUGCAGGAGCAGCGCUUUCAGCGAAGGAAGCACGUCUUCGGCAGCUCCUGCUGCAGGGGCUGCAGUCGGGUGUUUUCCAAGAGAAGGGUCACAAGAAGGCGCUGAUGGAGGAUGGCUUCCUACAAGGCGUGGCUCGAGAAGUGGGUACGCUGGGUACGUCUGGAAAAUCAGCAGCACUAACGCUUUAUGCUGUGAUGGAUGGCCAUGCCGGUAUCUCCUGUAGCAAUUUCGUGGUGCUGAACUUGGAGCGCAACAUUCUGGACUCGCUCCGGGACCAGCGGAAGAGGGACGCCAACGCGGAACAGAUCCUCAAGUCUUCUCUGUUGGCCGGGUUCAAGGUCACAGAGCACUCCUUCCAUCAGUAUGCCAACAAACUGGAAGGUGGUGCUGGCCGAACAUGGGCCACGUCUGGUAGUACCUGCUGCGCUGCGUGCCUGGCGGGCCCUGAUGAGGAAGGCAGAUUGCGACUGCUGGUGGCGAAUGUUGGAGAUAGCAGAGCUGUCUUGGGGAAGAAGGAUGGCUUUGCGGUUCGUCUCUCUGUAGAUCAUCGCCCUGACAAUGCAGGCGUGUUGAACAGCAAGGCGGCACUGUGGCAGCUUUCGGUGGAGCUCACCGGGUCACUUGGCCGUUUCCAGCAGCAGUUGAGAUAUGUUGAGAUCGUCGAACAGUUGGGAUGA
Cladocopium goreaui is the source of this 1035-nucleotide messenger RNA. NCBI's taxonomy places the organism in Eukaryota, Dinophyceae, Suessiales, Symbiodiniaceae. The record is from the annotation of a GenBank genome assembly.